Molecule: messenger RNA, 1630 nt
Organism: Diceros bicornis minor
Lineage: Eukaryota; Metazoa; Chordata; Mammalia; Perissodactyla; Rhinocerotidae
Gene: NEURL2
Product: neuralized E3 ubiquitin protein ligase 2
Exons: 2
Coding region: 250-1107 (285 amino acids)
Biological process (GO): intracellular signal transduction
Molecular function (GO): ubiquitin protein ligase activity
Source: RefSeq, a predicted model, not a curated record
GGGUCCGCGGGCCUCGCAGGUCGUACCCCGUGGGCCGGCGAUCAGAUGACCCAGGUCUGGACGGCUAAGAUCCCCAGCCUCCUGGGGGACCCUGUUCUAGGCGGGAUGGCUGAGCAAGCGGCGCUAGGACCCCCGGGCAGAGCCUGGAGGAAGGGAAUCUCGGGGGAAAUACCUUACCCCGCGGUCACCUUCUGAUCCCGCCGCCCAAAAUAGCCCCUGGCGCCCGCUGGCCUGCCUCAUGGCCGAGAGAUGGCUGCUGUCUCCGACUCCGCGGAAUUGGGUGCGCCCCGGGGACCCGCGCGCCCCGAGCCACCUCCCACCCGCUUCCACCGGGUGCACGGUGCCAACAUCCGCGUGGACCCCUCCGGGACGCGGGCCACACGCGUGGAGAGCUUCGCCCACGGCGUGUGCUUCAGUCGCGAGCCGCUGGCCCCGGGCCAGGUAUUCCUGGUAGAGAUCGAGGAGAAAGAGCUGGGCUGGUGUGGGCACAUGCGCCUCGGCCUGACUGCGCUAGACCCCGCUAGUCUGGCCGCCGUGCCCGAGUUUUCACUGCCGGACCUGGUCAGCCUCGGCCACACCUGGGUCUUCGCCAUCACGCGCCAUCACAACCGCGUGCCCCGAGAGGGCCGCCCGGAGGCAGAGGCAGCGGCCCCCAGCCGACCCCCAGCCCUUCUAGUGGAACCGUAUCUGUGCAUUGAGCAGUUUCGAAUCCCCCGCGAUCGCCUGGUGGGCCGCAGCAGGCCGGGGCUCUACAGCCACCUCUUGGACCAGCUCUAUGAGCUAAACGUGCUGCCUCCGACUGCGCGCCGCAGCCGCCUGGGCGUUCUCUUCUGCCCGCGCCCGGAUGGCACGGCCGACAUGCACAUCAUCAUCAACGGCGAGGACAUGGGCCCCAGCGCCCGGGGGCUGCCAGCCACCCAGCCCCUCUACGCAGUGGUGGACGUGUUUGCCUCCACCAAGAGCGUGCGCCUGGUCCAGCUGGAGUAUGGCUUGCCGUCCCUGCAGACUCUGUGCCGCCUGGUGAUCCAGAGGAGCGUGGUGCACCGGUUGGCCAUUGAUGGACUCCACCUGCCCAAAGGACUUAAGGAUUUCUGCAAGCGUGAGUGAUGGCCUGCAGCCAACCUGGAGCAGGGCCACAGGAGUGCGUUCUGGCCCCAGGGCUGUGGCUGGUCUGAAGCUGGCCAUGCUGCUGCCAGCCAGGACCAGAAAUAAACACAGCCGAUGCUGACAUUGAUCACUGGACUGUCUCCUUGCCCCUGAAGCCUGUGAGGGGCACUUCUUUUAGAAUCACUGUGGGUGAGCAGGUCAGAGCAAGAGGGAGAGCAUUUUAGACAUCACCUAGACCAGUGGUUCCUAGCCUGGCUACUCAUUAGAGUUAUCUGGGGUGCUUAGAGUGCUGAUGCCCCAGACCCCGUCUCCAGAUAUUCUCAUUCGAUUUGUUGGAGGAUUAGGCCUAGACACUGUUUUUGUAAAAGCUCCCCUGGAGAUUCUAAACCACAGCCAGGGUUGAGAAGCAUUUCCCUAGAUCAGAGGACUCAACUUCAGCACAUAUGACCACUUGAAGAACUUGGAAAAAUACUGAUAACUCGGUCUGAUCCUGGGAUUCUAAUUUAAUUGGUCUGGAUUGAGG